AUGUCUACACUCCAACAUACCCGAACAAAAAAUUAAAAUGAGCCAAUCCGACUUUAACCAAUAGAAGUUUCAUAUAAGAGUACUCUUUUUAAAGAAGAAACACAAUCCACAAUACAUAAUCGCAUAGAGAAGAAACAAUAAAAGAAGAACAACAUGAACGGGCAAGAUGAAGAAGAACGAAAAAAGAAAAUAAAAGAAAUUUUGAAGAGUGGACUGGACGACCUGGUUAACGUGAAUUCACUGUUGAGCAUAGCGGUAUUCGUGGGACUAUCGUACGCGACGCCAGGCCAACGCAGCCUGGAGAACCGACCGGAGUGCGACGCGGAGCCCCGACAGGCCAAGAACCUCGUGGUACUAGAAGUCGUAGCGUUCAGUUUCUUCCUCUUCUCAAGCCUCGUUGCAAAGUCAUUGAAAGUUAAUGUACAACUUAACGACGAAAACUUUGAGACCUAUAAACCAGGAAAAGCACGUCUGACGUCGUGGAAAUGGGUGUUCCUCAUCUUGUCAGUGUUGGCGUCGUUCUUGGGUUGUUUUUUCUUAAUGCUUUCGAUGUUUUAUCUGAUUCAGAUAAGGUUGGGAAGGCUGUCUUGCAAGAGCCCAUACACACAAGGAGCAACUCUAUUGAUGACUGCUAUUGUUUGUGUUGGUAUGCUCAUCUAUCUACCUCUAGUCGUCGCUGCUGUACAUAAGACUUUGCAUUUGGAUUUGCGUUCUCCUCCUACUGCUACUGCUGCUGCUGCUGCUGCUACUACUCCUGCUGCUGCUACUACUACUACACCACCUUCAGGAGAAUGGAAACAACAAAGCUAGGCUGGCUGGGUGGGCUACUAGUAGUACCCAAAUUGUUAGACCUUGUUGUCUAUGUUGCUGGAAAGAAUACUGUACUGUUUGUGUCUGUGUUUUGUUUGUGUAUAAAAAUAAGAUGAAAGAGUGUAUGGUAUGCAUUUUAAUUUAGUGAAAUAUGGAGGAGCACGAGUAUGUACUCAAAAAAAAUCUAAUUAAUAUUUUAAUUUUCGAAAUACAUUUUUUUUUUUAUUGCGUA
Molecule: messenger RNA, 1042 nt
Organism: Camellia sinensis
Lineage: Eukaryota; Viridiplantae; Streptophyta; Magnoliopsida; Ericales; Theaceae
Source: RefSeq, a predicted model, not a curated record